AUGGUAACCGUGCACUUCCACAUGGCAGUCCCACAAAUGUUUGAAGACAGCAGUGAUCCCCCAGCCCUCUUCUGCCCCUUGUCUGCUACAAAUGUCCAGCACAUUAAGAGGAGAGACAUUGUGUUGAAGAGAGAACUUGGGGAAGGAGCUUUUGGGAAGGUAUUUCUGGCAGAGUGCUACAACCUCAGUCCAACCAAGGACAAGAUGCUGGUGGCAGUGAAGGCCUUGAAAGACCCUACCCUGGCUGCACGUAAGGAUUUCCAGCGAGAGGCAGAACUGCUCACCAACCUACAGCAUGAACACAUUGUCAAGUUCUAUGGCGUAUGUGGAGAUGGUGAUCCUCUCAUCAUGGUCUUUGAGUACAUGAAGCAUGGAGACCUCAACAAAUUCCUCAGGGCUCAUGGCCCAGAUGCUAUGAUCCUGGUGGAUGGGCAACCUCGCCAGGCCAAAGGAGAGCUGGGGCUGUCCCAGAUGCUACACAUUGCCAGCCAGAUUGCCUCUGGCAUGGUAUACCUUGCCUCACAGCAUUUUGUCCACCGGGAUCUGGCCACCAGGAAUUGUUUAGUCGGAGCCAACCUGUUGGUGAAGAUUGGAGACUUUGGGAUGUCAAGAGAUGUCUAUAGCACUGACUACUACAGGGAAGGGCCAAGCCGGAAGGGGCAGUUCAGCACAGCGUGGCAGCGGCAGAGGCUAGCAGCACCAGCAGCUACAACAGUGGGAGGUCACACCAUGCUGCCUAUUCGCUGGAUGCCUCCAGAAAGCAUCAUGUACAGGAAGUUCACUACAGAGAGUGAUGUCUGGAGCUUUGGGGUGAUCCUCUGGGAGAUCUUCACCUAUGGCAAACAGCCUUGGUUUCAGCUCUCAAACACAGAGGUUAUUGAAUGCAUUACCCAAGGUCGUGUCUUGGAGAGGCCCCGGGUUUGUCCCAAGGAGGUCUAUGACAUCAUGUUGGGAUGUUGGCAGAGGGAACCCCAGCAGAGGCUCAAUAUCAAGGAAAUCUACAAAAUUCUUCAUGCUCUGGGGAAGGCCACCCCAAUUUACCUGGACAUCCUUGGCUAGUGGUCAAAAAUUCCUUCUUUUUCCCUGCCCUACUUCUUUCCUACCUACCCUAUUCCCCAUUUCUUUCCUCCCUGACUGAAGCAAACAUCUUCAUAUAAACUCAAGUGCCUGCUACACAUACAACACUGAAAAACAAAACAAAACCCGACAACCUGUAAGGCAGUUUGGCGCAUAUAUAUGUGUAUAUAUAGC
This is a messenger RNA of Trichosurus vulpecula (common brushtail), 1251 nucleotides long. Its product is annotated as NT-3 growth factor receptor-like. The transcript has 7 exons. Bases 1 to 1059 code for a protein of 352 amino acids. Gene Ontology annotation, cellular component: membrane; axon; signaling receptor complex. NCBI's taxonomy places the organism in Eukaryota, Metazoa, Chordata, Mammalia, Diprotodontia, Phalangeridae. Gene Ontology annotation, molecular function: ATP binding; transmembrane receptor protein tyrosine kinase activity; neurotrophin receptor activity. The record is from RefSeq and is a predicted model, not a curated record. Gene Ontology annotation, biological process: multicellular organism development; cell surface receptor protein tyrosine kinase signaling pathway; positive regulation of kinase activity.